AUGUACAUUCUCGGCAAGUUCUGCUACUAUCCAUCCGUAGCAUACGGCUUGCCUGUGAGUUCUGCUCCGUCCUUGAAAUCCAAUGAGACCAAGCACAUAGAAGCAGAUGACUACCACAAGAUGAUGUCCGAACCGAACACCGUCAUCAUCGAUGUAAGAAAUAGAUACGAGACGGAGAUCGGGCACUUUCAACCCCCACGUGGCGGCGCAGAGUUCGUGGAUCCGAAGGUGCGCAACAGCCACGAACUCCCGAAAUGGCUGGGGCUGCCAGAGACACAGGACAUGCUCAAGGGCAAGAAAGUGAUGAUGUAUUGCACCGGAGGAAUCCGCUGUGAGCGCUUCUCCGCGCUGAUGUCCCAAUUGAAGCAGGACAACCCUGAGUUCGAAACAGAAGGGGAGUUCAUGCUGCGAGGUGGGAUCGAGCGGUACGUGCGAACCUUCCCCGAAGGCGGCUACUGGAAGGGCAAGAACUUCCUCUUCGACAAGCGCCAGGAGCAGAUUCCGGAGAGAAAGCCUUCGGAGGAGACCGAGAAGGAGGUUGAGAGCCGCUGCUGCGUUUGCAAACGCAUCUGGGGGCUUUACCGCGGGCAGUUCAAAUGCUCCGUGCAGGACUGUCAGGUGCCCGUCAUUGUGUGCCCAGACUGCCGCUCAGAGAUUGAGACCGGGCAGAAAGUCCCAGAGCUGCAGUGCCCGCUCUGCGAGGAGGGCUUCAGGCUGCGGGACCUCCACACACCCGCCCUGAAGCCAGCCGAGAAGCGGAAGGCAGCAUCCGCUCCGGCCGGUGUUGCAGAGCGCGCGGUGAAGCGCAGAGCCAAGCAUCAGGGCAAAGCGCCUUCGCAACGACUCUUCGUGGGAAGCAUGCCUCUGGCAGUCGAUGCAACGAUGGUGCGUGAUGCACUCGGGAAAGGUGUAGAAAUCGUCCAGUGGAUCCAUGACAAGACCACCGGUUUCUGGUAUGGGUCCAGCUUUGUGAAGAUGGCCACCCUAAGAGACGCUGAAAGGGUGGUCGAGGCUGCAGGCAGCCUACGAAUAGGCAAGCGAAAGCUGCGCAUCAAUUUCGCACCGGUGCCAGAUGGGGAGUCUUGGCCUCCCCCUGGUUUUGAGCAGGUGGAGCGACCACCGGUUCCGGUUUAA
Molecule: messenger RNA, 1134 nt
Organism: Symbiodinium sp. CCMP2456
Lineage: Eukaryota; Dinophyceae; Suessiales; Symbiodiniaceae
Source: the annotation of a GenBank genome assembly